This is a messenger RNA of Sesamum indicum (sesame), 1885 nucleotides long. Its product is annotated as histone deacetylase 19. Gene Ontology annotation, biological process: epigenetic regulation of gene expression. Gene Ontology annotation, cellular component: nucleus. Gene Ontology annotation, molecular function: histone deacetylase activity. The record is from RefSeq and is a predicted model, not a curated record. NCBI's taxonomy places the organism in Eukaryota, Viridiplantae, Streptophyta, Magnoliopsida, Lamiales, Pedaliaceae.
AGCCUGAAGUCUAGAAGAAAUAAGAGAGUUGAGUCAUAACAAAGUCCAAAGCCCUUGUUUACGUUGUAUACCUCCACUCCGCACCGCAGCCUCUCCGUCGCACUUGAACAGUGUUAAACCUCGAUUCCUCCUCUAAGCUACUGGCCCUGAUUCCCAUCGCCAUCUCUCAGGUUUCACCUCAGAUAAGGAUUAAAUCAUUUCUUCGUUGAUUGGUCAAUGGAAACGGGUGGAAAUUCUUUACCAUCUGGUCCUGAUGGGGUGAAGAGGAAAGUUAGUUAUUUCUAUGACCCAGAGGUCGGCAAUUACUAUUACGGGCAAGGUCAUCCAAUGAAGCCACACAGGAUUCGGAUGACACACGCCCUUCUUGCACACUAUGGAUUGCUGCAGCAUAUGCACGUCCUUAAGCCCAAUCCUGCCAGAGACAAAGAUCUCUGCAGAUUUCAUGCAGAUGAUUAUGUUGCUUUUUUGAGGAGCAUCACCCCAGAGACACAGCAGGAACAGCUCAGGCAGCUGAAAAGAUUUAAUGUUGGUGAAGACUGUCCUGUAUUUGAUGGUCUCUACUCCUUUUGUCAAACUUAUGCUGGUGGCUCUGUUGGUGGGGCAGUGAAGUUAAAUCAUGGACAUUGUGACAUAGCAGUAAAUUGGGCUGGUGGGUUACAUCAUGCAAAGAAAUGCGAGGCUUCUGGUUUUUGCUAUGUGAAUGAUAUAGUGCUGGCUAUCUUGGAACUGCUGAAAGUGCAUGAGCGUGUUUUAUAUGUGGACAUUGACAUUCAUCAUGGAGAUGGUGUAGAGGAAGCAUUUUACACCACGGACAGGGUCAUGACUGUUUCUUUUCAUAAAUUUGGAGAUUAUUUUCCUGGUACAGGUGAUAUACGUGACAUUGGAUAUGGAAAGGGGAAAUAUUACUCUCUUAAUGUUCCCUUGGAUGAUGGAAUUGAUGAUGAAAGUUAUCAGUCUCUGUUUAAGCCAAUAAUGGGCAAAGUGAUGGAGGUUUUCAGACCUGGUGCUGUAGUAUUACAAUGUGGUGCAGAUUCUCUGUCAGGAGAUCGGCUGGGGUGCUUUAAUCUCUCCAUUAAAGGUCAUGCAGAGUGCGUUAAAUUUAUGAGAUCUUUUAAUGUGCCACUAUUAUUGUUGGGUGGAGGUGGUUACACGAUACGAAAUGUUGCUCGUUGCUGGUGUUAUGAGACAGGCGUAGCACUUGGGAUUGAACUUGAUGACAAGAUGCCACAACAUGAAUAUUAUGAGUACUUCGGCCCGGAUUAUACUCUGCAUGUUGCUCCCAGUAACAUGGAAAAUAAGAAUUCUCGUCAUUUGUUGGAAGAAAUCAGGUCCAAGCUUCUUGAUAAUCUUUCAAAGCUUCAACACGCACCCAGUGUCCAGUUCCAGGAGCGACCACCAGAUACUGAACUACCAGAGAUGGAAGAAGAUCAUGAUGGAGAGGAUGAAAGAUUUGAUCCUGAUUCUGAUAUGGAUGUUGAUGAUGAACGCAAGCCUUUGCCGAGCAGAGUGAAGAGUGAAUUUCCUGAACCCGAAGCAAAAGACAUGGAUGAUAUCAGAGAAAACGAGCACAAUAGGGAACUGGAUCUGAAAUGCUCUGAACCCCUUGCCUAAAGAUACAGCUCAAUGUUCCAUAUCGUAAGUAAGUCAAUACGGUGUAAACAUUGAAAAUUAAAUGCUUACCAGGUAAAAGUUUUAAUUUCAGUAAUGCGGGAAGCAUGCCAGUGAUUGGUACAUGAUUUGCAUGGUAAACUCUGUAACCUAGAACCACUUGUAAAUUAUGCAAAUCUUAGCAAGCCUCUUGAUGUCAACUGGCGCAAGUGUGCAAAGUUGUGUGUGGUUGAGAAGAAACUUAUCAGGAACUUAAGUAUACGUUCUACUUUUCUUC